AUGACAGGAGCCGGGGAGCCGAGGAGGGAGGAGCCGCCGCCGCAGCCGAGCGCUGGGCUGAGGAGCAGAGAGAGCGGGGCGCGGAGUGCGGGCGGCUGGGAGCGCGCUGAGCGGGGGAGAGGCGCUGCCGCACGGCCGGCCACAGGACCACCUCCCCGGAGAAUAGGGCCUCUUUAUGGCAUGUGGCUGGUAACUUUCCUCCUGCUCCUGGACUCUUUACACAAAGCCCGCCCUGAAGAUGUCGGCACCAGCCUCUACUUUGUAAAUGACUCCUUGCAGCAGGUGACCUUUUCCAGCUCCGUGGGGGUGGUGGUGCCCUGCCCGGCCGCGGGCUCCCCCAGCGCGGCCCUUCGAUGGUACCUGGCCACGGGGGACGACAUCUACGACGUGCCGCACAUCCGGCACGUGCACGCCAACGGGACGCUGCAGCUCUACCCUUUCUCCCCCUCCGCCUUCAAUAGCUUUAUCCACGACAAUGACUACUUCUGCACCGCGGAGAACGCUGCCGGCAAGAUCCGGAGCCCCAACAUCCGCGUCAAAGCAGUUUUCAGGGAACCCUACACCGUCCGGGUGGAGGAUCAAAGGUCAAUGCGUGGCAACGUGGCCGUCUUCAAGUGCCUCAUCCCCUCUUCAGUGCAGGAAUACGUUAGCGUUGUGUCUUGGGAGAAAGACACAGUCUCCAUCAUCCCAGAAAACAGGUUUUUUAUUACCUACCAUGGCGGGCUGUACAUCUCUGACGUACAGAAGGAGGAUGCCCUCUCUACCUAUCGCUGCAUCACCAAGCACAAGUACAGCGGGGAGACCCGGCAGAGCAAUGGGGCACGUCUCUCCGUGACAGACCCUGCCGAGUCGAUCCCCACCAUCCUGGAUGGCUUCCACUCCCGGGAAGUGUGGGCCGGCCACACUGUGGAGCUGCCCUGCACCGCCUCGGGCUACCCUAUCCCCGCCAUCCGCUGGCUCAAGGAUGGCCGGCCCCUCCCGGCUGACAGCCGCUGGACCAAGCGCAUCACGGGGCUGACCAUCAGCGACUUGCGGACCGAGGACAGCGGCACCUACAUUUGUGAGGUCACCAACACCUUCGGUUCGGCAGAGGCCACAGGCAUCCUCACGGUCAUUGAUCCCCUUCAUGUGACCCUGACACCAAAGAAGCUGAAGACCGGCAUUGGCAGCACGGUCAUCCUCUCCUGUGCCCUGACGGGCUCCCCGGAGUUCACCAUCCGCUGGUAUCGCAACACAGAGCUGGUGCUGCCCGACGAGGCCAUCUCCAUCCGCGGGCUCAGCAACGAGACGCUGCUCAUCACCUCGGCCCAGAAGAGCCAUUCCGGCGCCUACCAGUGCUUCGCCACCCGCAAGGCCCAGACCGCCCAGGACUUUGCCAUCAUUGCACUCGAGGACGGCACGCCCCGCAUCGUCUCGUCCUUCAGCGAGAAGGUGGUCAACCCCGGGGAGCAGUUCUCACUGAUGUGUGCGGCCAAGGGCGCCCCACCCCCCACAGUCACCUGGGCCCUCGACGACGAGCCCAUUGUGCGGGAUGGCAGCCACCGCACCAACCAGUACACCAUGUCGGACGGCACCACCGUCAGCCACAUGAACGUCACAGGCCCCCAGAUCCGCGACGGGGGCGUGUACCGGUGCACCGCGCGGAACUCGGUGGGCAGUGCUGAAUAUCAGGCGCGAAUAAACGUAAGAGGCCCCCCCAGCAUCCGGGCCAUGCGGAACAUCACAGCAGUCGCCGGGCGGGACACCCUUAUCAACUGCAGGGUCAUCGGCUAUCCCUACUACUCCAUCAAGUGGUACAAGGAUGCCCUGCUGCUGCCGGACAACCACCGCCAGGUGGUGUUUGAGAACGGGACCCUCAAGCUGACUGACGUGCAGAAAGGCAUGGACGAGGGGGAGUACCUGUGCAGCGUCCUCAUCCAGCCCCAGCUCUCCAUUAGCCAGAGCGUUCACGUGGCUGUCAAAGUGCCCCCUCUGAUCCAGCCCUUCGAGUUCCCACCCGCUUCCAUCGGCCAGCUGCUCUACAUUCCCUGUGUGGUGUCCACACACACACACACACACACACACACACACACGAAGGACGGCCAGGUGAUCAUCAUGGCACCACGGCAGCUCUGUGGCUCCCCUCAUUUCUUCAAAGGCCUAUUUGUCCAUAAAAGUCAGAUGUCCCUGGAGAGUUUGCUGGGAAGAACUUUGUCUGAGCAGGCCUUUAAAACUGGGGGAGAGAGAAACCCUGAGAAUACCCGGAAGGAAGGAGGAGAAAGGGCCAGCUGUCGAAAUGGAGCAGAGACACAGUGCGGGGGCGUCCCGGCCAUGAUUACUUCCCACCCCAACACCACCAUCGCCAUCAAGGGCCAUGCGAAGGAGCUGAACUGCACGGCACGGGGUGAGCGGCCCAUCAUCAUCCGCUGGGAGAAGGGGGACACGGUCAUCGAUCCUGACCGUGUCAUGCGGUACGCCAUCGCCACCAAAGACAAUGGUGAUGAGGUCGUCUCCACGCUGAAGCUCAAGCCCGCUGACCGUGGGGACUCUGUGUUCUUCAGCUGCCAUGCCAUCAACUCGUAUGGGGAGGACCGGGGCUUGAUCCAACUCACUGUACAAGAGCCCCCCGACCCCCCAGAGCUGGAGAUCCGGGAGGUGAAGGCCCGGAGCAUGAACCUGCGCUGGACCCAGCGAUUCGACGGGAACAGCAUCAUCACAGGCUUCGACAUCGAAUAUAAGAACAAAUCAGAUUCCUGGGACUUCAAGCAGUCCACACGCAACAUCUCCCCCACCAUCAACCAGGCCAACAUUGUGGACUUGCACCCAGCAUCCGUGUACAGCAUCCGCAUGUACUCCUUCAACAAGAUUGGCCGCAGUGAACCGAGCAAGGAACUCACCAUCAGCACCGAGGAGGCCGCUCCUGAUGGGCCCCCCAUGGACGUUACCUUGCAACCAGUGACUUCACAGAGCAUCCAGGUGACCUGGAAGGCACCCAAGAAGGAGCUGCAGAACGGUGUCAUCCGGGGCUACCAGAUCGGCUACAGAGAGAAUAGCCCCGGCAGCAACGGGCAGUACAGCAUCGUGGAGAUGAAGGCCACGGGGGACAGCGAGGUCUACACCCUGGACAACCUCAAGAAGUUCGCCCAGUAUGGGGUGGUGGUCCAGGCCUUCAAUCGGGCUGGCACGGGGCCCUCAUCCAGCGAGAUCAAUGCCACCACUCUGGAGGACGUGCCCAGCCAGCCCCCUGAGAACGUCCGGGCCCUGUCCAUCACUUCUGACGUGGCCGUCAUCUCCUGGUCGGAGCCCCCGCGCAGCACCCUCAAUGGCGUCCUCAAAGGCUAUCGGGUCAUCUUCUGGUCCCUCUACGUGGAUGGGGAGUGGGGCGAGAUGCAGAAUAUCACCACCACACGGGAGCGGGUGGAGCUGCGGGGCAUGGAGAAGUUCACCAACUACAGCGUCCAGGUGCUGGCCUACACCCAGGCUGGGGACGGCGUGCGCAGCAGCGUGCUCUACAUCCAGACCAAGGAGGACGUUCCAGGUCCCCCUGCUGGCAUCAAAGCUGUCCCUUCAUCAGCUAGCAGUGUGGUUGUGUCUUGGCUCCCCCCUACCAAGCCCAACGGGGUGAUCCGCAAGUACACCAUCUUCUGUUCCAGCCCCGGGUCUGGGCAGCCGGCUCCCAGCGAGUACGAGACGAGUCCAGAGCAGCUCUUCUACCGGAUCGCCCACCUAAACCGCGGUCAGCAGUAUCUGCUAUGGGUGGCCGCCGUCACCUCUGCCGGCCGGGGCAACAGCAGCGAGAAGGUGACCAUCGAGCCUGCUGGCAAGGCCCCAGCAAAAAUAAUCUCCUUUGGGGGCACCGUGACGACACCUUGGAUGAAAGAUGUUCGGCUGCCUUGCAAUUCAGUGGGAGAUCCAGCCCCUGCCGUGAAGUGGACCAAGGACAGUGAAGACUCAGCCAUUCCAGUGUCCAUGGACGGGCACCGGCUCAUCCACACCAACGGCACACUGUUGCUACGUGCAGUGAAGGCUGAGGACUCUGGCUACUACACCUGCACGGCCACCAACACCGGUGGCUUUGAUACCAUCAUCGUCAACCUUCUGGUGCAAGUUCCCCCGGACCAGCCACGCCUCACUGUCUCCAAAACCUCAGCUUCAUCCAUCACCCUGACCUGGAUUCCAGGUGACAAUGGGGGCAGCUCCAUUCGAGGCUUCGUGCUACAGUACUCAGUGGACAACAGCGAGGAGUGGAAGGACGUGUUCAUCAGCUCCAGCGAGCGCUCCUUCAAGCUGGAUAGCCUCAAGUGUGGCACAUGGUACAAGGUGAAGUUGGCAGCCAAGAACAGUGUGGGCUCUGGGCGCAUCAGCGAGAUCAUCGAGGCCAAGACCCACGGGCGGGAGCCCUCCUUCAGCAAAGACCAACACCUCUUCACCCACAUCAACUCCACGCAUGCUCGGCUUAACCUGCAGGGCUGGAACAACGGGGGCUGCCCUAUCACAGCCAUCAUUCUGGAGUAUCGGCCCAAGGGGACCUGGGCCUGGCAGGGCCUCCGGGCCAACAGCUCUGGGGAGGUGUUCCUGACGGAACUGCGAGAGGCCACAUGGUACGAGCUGCGCAUGAGGGCUUGUAACAGCGCUGGCUGCGGCAAUGAAACGGCCCAGUUCGCCACCCUGGACUACGAUGGCAGCACCAUUCCACCCAUCAAGUCUGCUCAAGGUGAAGGAGACGACGUGAAGAAGCUAUUCACCAUCGGCUGCCCUGUCAUCCUGGCCACACUGGGGGUGGCACUGCUCUUCAUUGUACGCAAGAAGAGGAAGGAGAAGCGGCUGAAGCGACUCCGAGAUGCAAAGAGUUUGGCAGAAAUGUUGAUAAGCAAGAACAAUAGAAGCUUUGACACCCCUGUGAAAGGGCCACCCCAGGGCCCACGGCUACACAUUGACAUCCCCAGGGUCCAGCUGCUCAUUGAGGACAAAGAAGGCAUCAAGCAGCUGGGAGAUGACAAGGCCACCAUCCCUGUGACAGAUGCUGAGUUCAGCCAAGCUGUCAACCCACAGAGUUUCUGUACUGGCGUCUCCUUGCACCACCCAGCCCUCAUCCAGAGCACAGGACCCCUCAUCGACAUGUCUGACAUCCGGCCAGGAACCAAUCCAGUAUCCAGGAAGAAUGUAAAGUCAGCCCACAGCACCCGGAACCGGUACUCAAGCCAGUGGACCCUGACCAAGUGCCAGGCCUCCACACCUGCUCGCACCCUCACCUCUGACUGGCGCACUGUGGGCUCCCAGCAUGGUGUCACCGUCACUGAGAGUGACAGCUACAGCGCCAGCCUGUCCCAGGACACAGACAAAGGAAGGAACAGCAUGGUGUCCACUGAGAGCGCCUCUUCCACCUACGAGGAGCUGGCCCGGGCCUACGAACAUGCCAAGCUGGAGGAGCAGCUGCAGCACGCCAAGUUUGAGAUCACCGAGUGCUUCAUCUCUGACAGUUCCUCUGACCAGAUGACCACAGGCACCAACGAGAACGCCGACAGCAUGACGUCCAUGAGCACACCCUCAGAGCCUGGCAUCUGCCGCUUUACUGCCUCACCACCCAAGCCCCAGGAUGCGGACCGGGGCAAAAACGUGGCUGUGCCCAUCCCUCACCGGGCCAACAAGAGUGACUACUGCAACCUGCCCCUGUAUGCCAAGUCAGAGGCCUUCUUUCGAAAGGCAGAUGGACGUGAGCCCUGCCCCGUGGUCCCACCCCGUGAGGCCUCCAUCCGGAACCUGGCUCGAACCUACCACACCCAGGCUCGCCACCUGACCCUGGACCCUGCCAGCAAGCCCUUGGGCCUCCCCCACCCAGGGGCCCCCGCUGCCGCCUCCACAGCCACCUUACCUCAGAGGACUCUGGCCAUGCCAGCACCCCCAGCCGGCACAGCCCCCCCAGCCCCCGGCCCCACCCCGGCUGAGCCCCCCACCGCCCCCAGUGCUGCCCCUCCGGCCCCCAGCACCGAGCCUCCACGAGCCGGGGGUCCACACACCAAAAUGGGGGGCUCCAGGGACUCGCUUCUCGAGAUGAGCACGUCGGGGGUAGGGAGGUCUCAGAAGCAGGGGGCCGGGGCCUACUCCAAAUCCUACACCCUGGUGUAGCGCUGGCAGGAAGAGCAGCCCACGCCUGGACCGUGCCGCGCCGCAGCCCCACACGCCAGCUCGGCUGUUUUUCUGCAUUAUUUAUAUUCAACUGACAGACAAAAACCAACCAACGACAAAACAAAAACCCCCAAUCAUGAACGCCUGUACAUAGAACUCUUUUGUACAAAUGAAACUAUUUUCUUCUUCUCCAUGAAGCCAGGGCACAAAGAAUUUGACAGUACAAGUCAAAUCCCCCACCCCACAAAAUAUGUGUGGAGAUAUAUAUACAUAUAUAGACAGAUAGGAACGCGUCCACAAGCUAUAUAUCUAUAUAUUUCUCUCACCCUAUUUUGAGACAGAGGCACAAAGACUCAGCAAUUUUUUUCCUUCCUCCUCACCCUCCCCCAAUCUAGGUGGUUUUGACAAAGACCAAAAUCCCAACUCAGAGACACUGCAUGCGAUUUUACUGUUCCAAGAAAACCAGGAGUUGCUUCAAUUUGCAGAUGCUUAUGUGUUAAUACCUUUUUCUAUGAAAAAAGACCCAGCGCCGUGUGCAAUAAAGGUUAUGUUUCUA
Messenger RNA from Cercocebus atys (sooty mangabey), 6661 nucleotides. RefSeq names its product Down syndrome cell adhesion molecule like 1 (gene DSCAML1). Lineage: Eukaryota; Metazoa; Chordata; Mammalia; Primates; Cercopithecidae. Gene Ontology annotation, biological process: homophilic cell-cell adhesion; axon guidance; dendrite self-avoidance. Gene Ontology annotation, cellular component: axon; plasma membrane. The transcript is spliced from 32 exons. The record is from RefSeq and is a predicted model, not a curated record. Gene Ontology annotation, molecular function: cell-cell adhesion mediator activity. The coding region runs from base 1 to 6105 and encodes 2034 amino acids.